Trichoderma harzianum CBS 226.95 is the source of this 2151-nucleotide messenger RNA. RefSeq lists its product as hypothetical. Bases 1 to 2151 code for a protein of 716 amino acids. Lineage: Eukaryota; Fungi; Ascomycota; Sordariomycetes; Hypocreales; Hypocreaceae. The record is from RefSeq and is a predicted model, not a curated record. The transcript has 2 exons.
AUGCCUACAGACAACAUGGUAGGCUACGUGGAGGACGUUGACGAGGACAUUGGCAGCACCAUCGGCGUGGAGAGCACUCGCCGAUACGCCAGAUCAGCAGCCGCCAGGAGUCCUGAGCGUGAGCGAUCCAACACCGGCAAGCCCAGAAUGCCAGAGUCCGACUCCGAUGAUGAGACGGCCUCGAGCAGCAGCAGCCUCUCCGACUCUGACAGCACGCCCGCACCCACCAGGGACAGGACAAGGCCCGUUCCCGUCGAGCAUAGACGCCCACUACACCACAAGGACCGAGACCACCGUCGCCCCCCUCAGGAUUCUCGUCCCCCUCGCGACAACAGAGCCUUUGCUCGAGAUGAUCGCCAGAGACGCGAGAGGAGACCUAGGGAAGACGACGACGACCACAGAAGGCCGCCCCGACCUCAGCCCAAGGAUAGAGACCCCAGAGACGCAAGAGAUCCCAGAGACCUGAGAGACCCCAGGGGCCCUAAGAAGACCCGACCCGGCCCUCCCAAGCAUGCCGCCUCUCAGCCCGUCGUCUCUCAAGGUGCUUACCGAAGAGGCCAGUUCGAAGACCCGGCCGCAUAUGGAGUUCAGCAGGCUCAGCAGCUCCAGCAGCCCGCUGCCUCUGGCCGGCCUCGUGCCAAAUCUCGUCCUGCAAGCUACUACGCCGGACAGCCCCCACGGCCCCCUCUGGACAUGGGCUGGCCUGGGCCUCAUGCUCCCCUUCCUCCCCCUCCUGGGGCGUUUGGCAUGGGCAACUUCCCGCCUCCUCACAUGUUUCCUGGCGGUCCCCCAAUGCACCCUGGCAUGCCGCCGCCUCAGUCUCCCAUGGGUAUGGGCCCGCCUCCCUUCUUCGAUGGUCCCAGCCCAAUGGGACCGCCGCCUCCGGGAGAGCAUCUCAGACAUCGGUUCGAUGGUGGCGGCCGGCCUGCUUCUGCUAUGGGCUUUGGCUCUCCACCUGAGGCCAUAGGCUACUUUAAUGAAAAGUAUGACGACUACGAGGAAGAGCAGCAUCAAAAGGUUGCCCGCCGUUCUUCGCGUGCCAAGAAGGCGCCGCCGCCAUUGGAGGAGCGCAAGAAGUUGCCGCCUUCCGAGUUUGCUCUCAAGCGUACUCAAUCGGCCAGGCCAACUUCGGCCGCCUACAAGCCUCCUCCGUCUGCCCGCGAGCCGAUGCGCGAGCCGAUGCGUGAGCCGAUGCGUGAGAUGCGCGAGCCACUGCGUGAGGCACCACGGGAGCACACGCGAGACCACCAGCUCCGAGAGCGUCCGCUGUCUCGACAGGGCCACCAACGGCCGCCGCCAUCGCACCGCCGGUCUGUGGGCUUUGUGGACCAGCAAGCUUUUGACGAGGAUGACUUCCUAGGCGGCGAGGUGGACCUCUACCAAGAGGUCUCUCCCAACCAGCGCCGUACUGCCCUCGCCCGACCUCGACGCAGCAGUUCCGUCGCUUAUGAUCAACACGGCUACGACAUUGUUCCCGCUGGCAACCGAGGCCGCCGCUCGUCCAUGUACGGACCUCUCCCUGGGGAGUCUGGCGGCGUCAGCCUCGAAGAAGAUGGCAGGUACUUUGAUGCUCUGCGGUAUCAAGAGGAUGUGAGCGGAGGUGCGCCAAUGCCCUUGACUGCUGAGACUCUGCGCAAGGCAUCUAAGCGCGGGGAGCUGGCCAGCAGCCGAUCCACCAGGAGCAGCGGCAGCCAUGACGAAAGCGACUACAAGCGAAGCAGCCAUACCACUGGCCUUACCACGCAGUCCUCGGCAGCCCACAACAAUGACGACUUCACCAUCAAAGUCUCCGGCCAAGCGGUCGUCAAGCUUCCCGGCGCCCAGAUCGAGUGCGACGGAGGCGAGAUCACCUUUAGCGGCAACCGAGGAGCCGGGGCCGGACCUGGCUCAGGAAUGCACGGCGCUUCUCGCGCUGGCAGCGACAAGGAAAGCACCGUCUACCAGCUUGACGAUGCACGCAGCUCUCGCAUGGACCGCAAGGCGCUGCCGCAUCGUCCUCGCGCAACCAGCCAAUCCGAUGUUCACAGCCGCAUCUACGCUCCGCAAGCCCCAUAUGAGCAUGGCCCAUACGAUGCUUUUGAGCCAUAUGAGCCCGUCACUUAUGAACAUGCUCCCUACGACCCGUCCCUUGCUGCCUCCAACUUUUAUUAA